CACUUAUUCCAGCUUCCCCAACAAUUGUAAUCCUUUCAUCCUGUUGGUCUCAUCUAUUGACCACUCUCCUACACAUGAUCUUCUGAGUAGGGCCUCAUCUUCACGGUGCGCCAGUUCGCUCUAUGGUUCAGUUCGAAUACUUUAUAAGCCAUCUUUAUCCGCUUUAGGCUUCGCCCGUUUAUUCUAGACCGACACACCUGAGCUGAUUGUCCCCUUUUCCCUCCGGAAGCGCCCAAUAUGCGGCUCGACAAACGGUUAACGAUAUCUACUCUUCUCCUGACAGCUCCUUCAUUAUCCGCCGCUUUUUACCUUCCUGGUGUAGCACCCACUUCAUACGAUGAAGGCCAAGCUGUGCCGCUCUACGUCAACCAUCUUACCCCGGGGCUAGCGCAACAAGAUGAACAGCUGCAUUCCGUCUUCGCUUACGACUACUAUCAUACCGCAUUCCACUUUUGUCGUCCGGCAGAUGGACCGAAAGAUGUUCGCGAGUCAUUGGGUAGCAUUCUUUUCGGUGAUCGAAUCCAGACAUCGCCAUUUGAGUUGUUCAUGGGCAAGAAUGAAUCAUGCAAGGCUGUUUGUGGAGAAGUCAAGUUCGAUUCGCGAAGCGCCAAAUUUGUCAACAGAAGGAUAGCUCAGGGCUAUAAUAUCAACUGGUUGGUGGAUGGGCUCCCCGGUGCUCAGUUGAAUCUGGACGCAGUGACCCAGUCCAAGUUCUACAGUCCAGGUUUCGCGCUCGGCACUCUGAAUGAUGAUGGGCAGGCAAUGCUGAACAACCACUAUGAUAUCGUCAUUGACUAUCAUCGCGUAGGGUUCGGCAGCAAGGACAAGUACCGGGUUGUCGGUGUGCUCGUUCAACCGGCGUCCCGGCGUGAUUCCAGAGUCCUUGAACACGGAACAGUGGAGUGCGGCGCAGACGACGCCGCUGUAAUUCUGAGCGAAGAUGGCGAGACUCCAGUCACUUGGACGUAUGGCGUGUAUUGGCGCGAAUCGCCCACUCCUUGGGCUACUCGCUGGGAUAAGUACUUGCAUGUUUACGAUCCGAAGAUCCAUUGGUUUUCACUCAUCAACUCUGCCGUGUUUGUAGUUUUCUUGGUCGGUAUGGUGAGUAUGAUCCUUCUGAGGGCUCUCAAAAAAGACAUCGCUCGUUACAACCGCCUGGACAUGAUCAAUCUCGAAGAUUUGGAUGGCACGUCAGCUGCCAUUGAGGACGGAAUUCAAGAGGAUUCUGGCUGGAAGCUGGUUCAUGGCGAUGUAUUCCGAUGCCCCAGGUCACCUUUGCUCCUGAGUGUGCUUGUCGGCAACGGGGCUCAACUUUUCAUGAUGACUGGUGUGACAGUUGUCUUCGCGCUUUUCGGUCUUCUCUCGCCAGCAAACCGCGGUUUCUUGGCCACUGCCAUCCUCCUCAUUUACACCCUUUUUGGCUUCAUCGGAGGCUAUGUCUCGGCUCGCGUAUACAAGUCAUUCGGCGGCGAGGCUUGGAAGCGCAACAUCAUCCUGACUCCGGUUUUGAUUCCUGGGCUUAUCUUUGGUACCUUCUUCCUGCUGAACCUGUUUGUCUGGGCCAAGGGUUCUAGUGGAGCCGUACCUUUCACAACCAUGCUUGCCCUGGUCCUCAUUUGGUUCGUCAUCAGUGUGCCAUUAAGUGUGGCAGGCAGCUGGCUUGGUUUCAAGCAACGAGCAAUCGAAGGUCCAACGAAGACCAACCAAAUUCCGAGACAAGUUCCUCCCAUGACUGGAAGCCUUCGGACAAUUCCUUCUUUGCUACUUACGGGCAUUUUGCCUUUUGGAGCUAUCUUUGUGGAGCUGUACUUCAUCAUGACUUCUUUGUGGACGAACAAGAUUUACUACAUGUUCGGAUUCCUCUUCCUCUGUUAUGGACUCAUGAUCAUGACCACUGCGGCCACCACGGUCCUGUUGGUUUACUUUUUGUUGUGCGCUGAAAACUACCGGUGGCAUUGGAGGGCGUUCGCUGGAGCCGGAAUGACGGGCUUCUAUGUUUUCAUCAAUGCCUUUAUUUUCUGGAUCACUCGAGUGAGCUUCGGUGGACUCACAGGGGCAGUCCUCUAUGUGGGUUAUUCUGCCUUGAUCGGUUUCCUGGUCUUCAUAUUAACAGGUUCGAUUGGAUUCUUCGCCAGCUGGGCGUUUGUACAACGCAUCUACGGCUCGAUCAAGGUGGACUAAACUUCGUACAUUAUUUAUGCCAUUCGAAGUCAUAAUUAGCAGGUAGUCCGCGCGUCCAAUUGAUCAAUCAGCACAACUUGCAUUUGCUCUCGGUCUUCGGACGGGAGAUCCCGUUGCCGAACGGUUGAAUACACGUACGAUGGAACGGUCCAGACGUGAUGAUCGGACUUCAAAGUAUAAAAAGCCUGUCUGAUGAAUACGCUUACUUCUGGUAUCUUCGUGCUUCCCUGGUUCUUACACAUCCAUAUUCCGCUAGUAUCAUGUUCUUUUAAGCAGAUGACGUCAGCCGGGACAUUGUACAUAUCUUUGGGUCAGCUUCCAGCUACUUAGUCACCGAGGCAAUGGCGGAGGAACGACAACGGGGCGUUUGGUGCGAUUAUUGAUUUGACUCGAGAUGAGCAGGUGAUGUACGAUAACGAAAUGUAGAUAUAUAUUAUAGACUGUUCAAGGCGCACAGGGUCUGAGCUUGGAGGGGAUUCUUCUCCGCAUCACG
Messenger RNA from Aspergillus novofumigatus IBT 16806, 2674 nucleotides. Its product is annotated as transmembrane 9 family protein. Bases 238 to 2181 code for a protein of 647 amino acids. The transcript has 4 exons. Gene Ontology annotation, cellular component: fungal-type vacuole membrane; endosome. Gene Ontology annotation, biological process: protein localization to membrane; vacuolar transport. The record is from RefSeq and is a predicted model, not a curated record. Lineage: Eukaryota; Fungi; Ascomycota; Eurotiomycetes; Eurotiales; Aspergillaceae.